Molecule: messenger RNA, 5894 nt
Organism: Periophthalmus magnuspinnatus
Lineage: Eukaryota; Metazoa; Chordata; Actinopteri; Gobiiformes; Gobiidae
Gene: cyld
Product: cylindromatosis (turban tumor syndrome), a
Exons: 17
Coding region: 557-3430 (957 amino acids)
Biological process (GO): necroptotic process; regulation of intrinsic apoptotic signaling pathway; positive regulation of extrinsic apoptotic signaling pathway
Cellular component (GO): cytosol
Molecular function (GO): cysteine-type deubiquitinase activity; K63-linked deubiquitinase activity
Source: RefSeq, a predicted model, not a curated record
UCUGCAACCUAACACAGUGAGCUGCUGUCAAUGGGAAAACCCCACAGUGUGGGCCUAAGUCACAGCCUCCAUUUCCAUCCAAUCAGCGAGUCCGCCUGAUGAAUCUGACCAAUGAGCGACGAGAACACCGAUGACAGCAUACUUUUGAGCACUGUGAGGUCGUCUCCUGUAAAUAAUACAUGUCAUAUCUAAAGCAGCACAUUGUACAACUAUCUCCGCUCUCCGACGAGAAUCUUCUUAUCUACAGACUGCCACUAUGGUUAAGAGGGUGGAAGUCAUCUGCCAUUCACCGAACAGCCCCUGAGAUGACUGAAGUGACUCCAGCGUGAUGUUUACCUCAUUCAAAGCCUCCGCUGCAUAGAGCGCUAACAGCAGCUAGCCCUUUAGCUAAUCAGAGCAUACAGCCUCACAGCCUUUUUACAGAAGCUUAAGUACAAAUACAAUGGGCUCUUGAGAUGGCAGUCAUUUGUGCAGUCUGACUCAUCAUUUCAACAUCCAAGAUAUAAAGUUGACUCGGGCUUGCCUUGAUGUGCAGCUCACUGCCUAUCGGGCAGCCAUGAGCUCUGCCUUGUGGAGCCAGGAGAAGCCCAGUGGGGGCUUCAGGGAGGACUGGCGCUUCUACAUGGUGGUCAAAGAGUGCACAGUAGAGAAGCCUCCCCAAAAGACCUUGAGGAUUCCUCGUGGAAGUCUUGGCCAGGCGUGCCAGGAGCGCAAUAGCCUGGGGCGCACAUUGCCACCUUGCAAGGGCAAGAAAAGUUUGCGCAUACUUGACCAAACCAAUGUAGUACUUAGCCUGGAUGAACGGGACGUCCUUGAGCUUGAUGAGAAACUGGCUGAACUCCUCUUCCCCAUCACCAACUGUGAAGAACGCUACAGCCUUCUCUGCAAUAAGUCGCGUCUGGAGCGUGUGCGAGACAUUGACUGUGGCUCUAAGGUCCGUGUCCAGCUCCGGUCAGGAGAUGACCCGCUGCCUGGUGUGGUCCGCUUUAAGGGCUCUCUGCUGCCGGACAGGGCUCUUUCUGGGAUCUGGUUUGGAGUUGAAUUACUGGAGGAGGGCAGGGGACAAGGAUUCACAGAGGGCUCCUAUCAGGGCCGACAGCUUUUCCGCUGUGAAGACGAGUGUGGUGUGUUUGUGGCCCUGGACAAACUUGAACUUUGGGAAGAGGAUGAUGAAGAUGGUUUGGGGGAGCUGGAUGUGGAACAUGUCAGCCUGGUAGAUGAUGAUCAGGACUAUCCUCCACUUCCACCCCUGGAGAUCAACUCCAGGGUCCUAGUGCAGACCAGAGGCGGCCCAGAGAGAGGCACCAUCAUUUUUUGUGAUUUGCUGCCAGGAAAUGAGAGUUUGGGCUACUAUGUAGGAGUGGACAUGGACAAUCCUAUUGGCGACUGGGAUGGUGUGUUUGAUGGAAAGCUACUAUGUAAUUUUGCCAGUUUGGAGCAUACAAAACUAGUCCCCAUUUGUGACGUAAUGCCAGAAUAUUCCAUGCAGGACCAAAGGCUGCAAAAGCACAGUUUUCCCUCCAGAGGUCCCAACAAUGACAAAUCUGGCCAAAGCAAACCAAAGAGUAAAGGUUUAGGUCAUCAGUGUGGCAGUAGAAGCAAGUCUGAAUUUUACUAUACUUUAAAUGGCAGCUCUGUUGAUCCCCCUGCUCAGUCCAAAUCCAAAAGCACAUGGUACAUUGAUGAAGUUGGAGAGGACCCUGCGAAAUCACUCACUGAAACUCCUCCUGACUUUAACCAGGCCUCCCCGCCUUCCAGAGCACCCCCUUCAGCCUCCUUGUCCAGUGAUAACAAGUUCCACUCCCUGCCCUUUAGCUUGAACAGAAAGACUGGGCCCAAUGAUAGCAUAAGCCAUGGAUCCCUGUCCCUCUCUGUCCAGUCUGUGAUGGGGGAGCAGCCUGAAGCCUUGUUACCUGCUGCACCAUCAUCCCCUCGACCUCCCACACCGCCUCAUGGACAGCCAGGCCUGGAGGUGGGCUCUCUGGUGGAAGUGAAGGAGAAUCCCCCUCUGUGUGGUGUCAUUCGCUGGGUGGGACUGCCCCCUGGCCUAUUGGAACCACUGGCUGGACUGGAAUUGGAAGAGGAGUGUCCUGGUUGCACUGAUGGAACCUUCAAAGGUACUCGUUACUUUACUUGUCCACCAAAAAAAGCCCUGUUUGUAAAGCUCAAGUGCUGUCGGCCCGACUCCCGCUUCCCUUCCUUACACCAUUCCUCCAACCCCAUAGAGAGAUGCAACUCCAUUGCUUUUGGGGGUUACCUAAGUGAGGUGGUGCAUGAAAACACUCCACCCCGGACAGAGAACGAUGGUCUAGAUGUGAUGGUGGGAAAAAAGAAGGGCAUCCAGGGCCACUACAACUCUUGCUACCUGGACUCUACUCUCUUUUGUCUUUUUGCUUUUAGCUCUGUUCUGGAUACGGUUUUGCUAAGACCACGUUCUAAGACAGAUGUGGAAUAUUACAGAGAGACCCAGGAGCUGCUGCGCACAGAGAUAGUUAAUCCCCUGCGAAUACAUGGUUAUGUGUGUGCCACCAAAAUUAUGAAGCUAAGAAGAAUUUUGGAGAAGGUGGAGGCGGCAUCAGGUUUUACAUCAGAAGAGAAAGACCCGGAGGAGUUUUUAAAUAUCCUGUUUCAUCACAUUCUUAGAGUGGAUCCUUUACUAAAACUAAGGUCAGCUGGUCAAAAAGUUCAAGACUGUUAUUUUUAUCAGAUAUUUAUGGACAAAAAGGACAAAGUUGGUGUUCCCACAAUCCAGCAACUUCUAGAAUGGUCUUUCAUUAACAGUGACCUCAAGUUUGCUGAGGCUCCUUCCUGCCUUAUCAUCCAGAUGCCCCGCUUUGGCAAGGACUUCAAAAUGUUCAACAAGAUUUUCCCCUCACUGGAGUUGGACAUCACAGACCUACUUGAUGACACUCCAAGGGAAUGUCGAAUCUGUGGCGGCCUGGCUCUGUACGAGUGUCGAGACUGCUACGAGGAUGGAGAUAUCACUGCUGGCAAGAUAAAACAGUUCUGUGAGAAGUGCAAUACACAGGUUCAUCUCCACCCGAAGAGAAAAGCACAUCGACAUGGUAAACUUUCUGUCCCCAAGGAGCUCCAAGAGGGAAUGGGUCGACAGGGGAGCUUCCCCCGCCAGAGGAUGGAGCUGUUUGCUGUGCUUUGUAUAGAAACCAGUCACUAUGUGGCCUUCGUCAAAUACGGGAGUGCGGACUCAGCCUGGCUCUUCUUUGAUAGCAUGGCUGACCGUGAUGGAGGACAGAAUGGGUUUAACAUUCCCCAGGUGUCUCCAUGUCCAGAGGUGGAAGCCUACCUUAAAAUGAGUCCAGAAGAACUGCACGCCCUGGACCCUAAGAGUAUCCAAGGGCAGGCGCGGCGCCUCCUGUGUGAUGCUUACAUGUGCAUGUACCAGAGCCCAACCAUGAGCCUGUACAAGUAGAGUCAUCUCUGUAAGCUUUAGUCACAACUCCACCCUCCAUUUGCAACAUAUUUACCGACAAACUCAACUAAAAGAUGCAACUUAAAAGGCAGCCAGCUCUGGGGGUGUCCAGCCCUCCGGAUGAAGAUCCUCUUUGCACUGUGCAAUAGUUAAGUGUUGUGGUUCUCAUGUUGUCCCAUGUAGCUUUCUGCUCUCACAGCCUGUAAGAUACUGACGCAAGCCUUACAAAUCUUUCUUUCAUAUUUUGAAGGAGCGUUAGGGGUUUAUUGCACAAGGAGGACAAAGUUCAACAAACCCAAGACAUAAUAUUCAUAUUCAGCCUACCAAUAUACUAGGGUUGCAAUAGUCACUAUGAUUAUCAAAAUAUGAUUUGGAUUAUUUAAUAGAUGCAUGCCACACAUGCCAAAUGACCAUUUAUAACAAAGACAGCAGCAUUAUUAAAGGGGAUGUAUGAUGCAAAUUCAGCCUUUUAAUCAUGUUAUAACAGUGUUCCCUCAUCAUAAGCUUACUAAGAGUGUUCUGUUGAUUCUUGCAUGUUUGAGUAAUCUUCUGUUGUCCUCAUACAAUUUGCAUCUACCUAUCUCUGCCCCCUGCUCUGUAGUUUAUUGAAAUUAUUUUAUAAAUCUAGACUCUGGAUCAUACGAAGGAUUCAAAAAAGUCAUGUGGCCAUUUUUCAACAAUAAAAACAUGUAAAUGAAGUUCUGCAGUUUUGAACACAAUACCCGUCUGUUACUAAGCUGUUUUAAAUCAAUAUUGCAGUUUACAAUGAACACAACAUAAAAUAAUAAUAUAUGUAUGUUAUAGCUUUAUACUUAAUACCAGAUAAAUGGCAUACUGGUAUGUUUUCUUUAAAUUAGAAUGUGAAAAAAAAAUUGUUUUAACAUCAAUAAUACAGUCACCAUCUUUCAACCUUAAAUUGUUAUGAAAAAUAUUUUGAAACUCUUUUAAAAGAAAUAAUUCUUUGACUAGUCUACUAAUCAAAAAAUAAUCUGUGACUAGUUGAUUACUAAAAUAAUGGUCAGUUGCAGCCCUAUUAUAUACUGCUGUAGUCUCUGUAAAUCAUUAGUAGCAUAUAUACAACCAGGUCAGGACACAAUGAAAAUAGAUGUCAACCUAGUGUGCAUUGCAUUAGGACCAGAGUAUUCUGUUCUUUGUGAACCGCUUUGUCCAUUUGCCCAUUACACUGUGUAAAUGUCAUUAUAUGUCCAGCAGAAAUAGUCGUAGCCAUUAUAAAAGUCUCAUGUUUUACUGCAUUCUUUGUUCAAACAAUGCUGCACUUUUGCUCUUUUCUUAAGUGGACCUAUCAGGAAACAUUUAGGUUGUGCUUUUUGCUCUGCCAUUAGAAGUCACAGUGAGUGCUAGUUUGUUAGUUGGGGAGCAUAAGAGUUUUGUCUUACAGAAUACAAAUUUGCUUUUCCUCUUAAGCUCUGAAGAAUGGCCUGCAUUGCUGAUGCAGAGUAGAUGCCAGAUAAAUGCAUGAAGGGAGACUUGUACAAUGGCUCCUAUUGUAAAGCUGCCUGGGUGAGCACUCCUCCAUGCAUUUAUAUAACAAGACUGGAUGGUCUGGUCAUUUUUUUUUAAGUGUGUUGUGAAAAAUACACAUGCAGUGUUUGGUUUGUGAGAUUUUGACAUAAUGUAGUGUUGACUAAUUUAUAUUUGCUCUUUUCCAAGCCUUUUCUCUGUCUCUUAAAGACUGUCUUUGAAAUAUGUCAACACGACUGAUACGCCCUGCCAUAAGGAAAAAAUACUGUAACAUUUAUAAAAAAAAAAAAAAUACUCGUAAAUGAGAGUUUCUUCUUUUUAGCUACUACUAAUAAAAUAUAUUAUUUAUUAUAAAUCUGACGACCAAGUUGUCUCCCUUUUUAAGAAGUUGAAACAGGGUUGAUACUGGGUUGGGUGCACCUUUUGCUCUUCAACUGUAUUUUGAAGUGAAUCAUUGUAGUUUACGCUGUCCUAAUAGCAACUACUGAAUGUUAAUAGUGACACAGUGAAACGUGUAAAGAAUGAAGAGGCAUCAGGGUGCUAAGCUUUGAGACUAUAAACUGUAUAUCUGCAUGUAUUUAAAGAACAAAAAUAACUUCAUUCUAAUGUAGUUUCACCUGCUGCAUAUCAUUUAUUGUCCGGAUCACACCAUUUGAAAUUAAACGAAACCAACAUUAGGAUGAAAUUACAGUAUACAAUUGUCCAAAUCCUUAUUUUCUUAAGUCACAGAGGAAUUAUAAAGUGAGUAUUUGGGGCUGCUUUUAAACAAGGCUCCCUCUUCUUUGGUGUUGCAGCAGUUUAUUGUGACCGAGGGAUCUAACAGGCCUAUCUGUGUGAACUGCACUGUUAUGGUCACUGACUGAAGCAUGUUCUCUAUGAGAGAGUUCAACUAUUCUGUGGCAUCUGUGCAUUGCAGACAUGUGACAGGUGGAAAGUAAUGUCCAUAAUGUUCCUGUAAAUCUUAUCUAAAUAAAGCCCAUUU